Molecule: messenger RNA, 667 nt
Organism: Teleopsis dalmanni
Lineage: Eukaryota; Metazoa; Arthropoda; Insecta; Diptera; Diopsidae
Product: mitochondrial intermembrane space import and assembly protein 40-like
Exons: 2
Coding region: 209-616 (135 amino acids)
Biological process (GO): protein import into mitochondrial intermembrane space
Cellular component (GO): mitochondrial intermembrane space
Molecular function (GO): protein-disulfide reductase activity
Source: RefSeq, a predicted model, not a curated record
UGUAAAUUUUUAACCUCUACUUUCCCCUAUGUUUACUAUUGACAUAUAUAAUCUUUAUUAUUAACUGGUGAAACCAAGUUGAUAUAAAUAAAUAUAUACGAUAUAUUUACACCAGUUUAAUUUUUGGCCGUCAGUGGUUAGAACCAAUACUAUAAUACUAAUACAUAAUAAGAUUACAGUGAAUAAACAAGUUGUUGAAUUUUUAAUAAUGUCAUAUUGCAAAACUUUUGGUAAAGACAAGGUAAUCUUUGUGACUAAGGAGGAUCAUUCAAUGCCCAGUAUGGUAGAGUUGCCACCUCCUGAACCACAACCAGGUAUUAUUACAAGCACUGGUGAAAUAAACUGGAGCUGUCCUUGUUUAGGUGGCAUGGCUACUGGUCCAUGUGGAAUUCAAUUUCGGGAUGCAUUUUCAUGCUUCCAUUUUAGCACAGCUGAAACAAAAGGUUCAGAAUGUUUUCAACAAUUCCGUCUUAUGCAAGACUGUUUUCAAGAGUACCCAUCUGUUUAUAAUAAGGGAAGUGCUAACGUUAAGGAGAAUUCACAUAUCGGAAACUUAAACCAAACUACAACUACAGUAGAAGAAACAAUUGCUGGUGUCGAUAAAAAUAUCGCUUAAAGAAAAUAGAGUUUAUACUAUCUUUAAGCCUUUUGAUUAUAACUUUUUUAA